Saimiri boliviensis boliviensis (Bolivian squirrel monkey) is the source of this 1701-nucleotide messenger RNA. It is a transcript of the gene PABIR3, whose product is annotated as PABIR family member 3. Lineage: Eukaryota; Metazoa; Chordata; Mammalia; Primates; Cebidae. Gene Ontology annotation, molecular function: protein serine/threonine phosphatase inhibitor activity. The record is from RefSeq and is a predicted model, not a curated record.
GUCAUUGAGCGUCACAAUCCUCGUGGUCUCGCUAGAAGAGUACCGCCGGCUCCGAGGAGCGGGACCCAGCUGAUCGUCGAAGGCGGCAGGUUGUAGUUUUUGCUUUGUCCCGAGAGGCUUACCAUGAAUUGCCAGGGCUGGAAGAGAUGAAGAGGAUAUGCGGCGGUGACAGGUUAAAUUCCCCAGUUACAUUAUAGAGUUGGAGGUGGGGGACCUUCUCAUUGUUAGAGACCCCUGUCAUGGGAGAUAGGCGGUUCGGCCAGUCCUGCCUAACUUUGUGUUCACUGAUGUUAGGCAUGCUAGGGCUGCAAAGGUGGGCACCCCCACUCAUCUAAGACCUUUCUCCCCUCUUCUCUUUUUCCCCUUUGCCUCUCUUCUUACAUCAUCUGCCACUUAGUCGGCUUUCCUUGUGUGAACUGGAGCCGGAAAACCUUGAGAACUUAUUCUUCGAUCCAGACAUGGCGCAGGAGAAAAUGGAACUAGAUUUCAAGCUGCCGCCGACUUCCACCACCUCGGACAGCAACAUUGUGGGAAGAGUCAGCAGUGCCCCUUUGAUCAAUGGACUUGGUUUUAAUUCACAGGUGUUGCAAGCUGACACAUUAAGAGUUAGGACAAACAGAAAAACGUUUGGGAAUCAACAUUCUCUGUUGUUGCCACCAUCUCCCUUUCGUGGUUCCAUCAGCCGCCUUCAUCAAAUCAAACAGGAAGAAGCCAUGGAUUUAAUAAAUAGAGAAACAAUGUAUGAAUGGAAGAUACAAACUGAAAUACAGAUAAGUCGAUCUUGGGAAGAAAGCUUGAAACUGAGUGACAGCAGCUCGCAGAAAUCAUCCUCUCCAAAGUGCAUUGAUUUAACUCCAGUAUCCUCAAUGGCUUCUUCCAUCAAGAGGACUGGGAAGCAAUUUUUUUCUCCAUCAUUACAAACUUCCGUGAAUUGCACUUGUUCGCCUUCAAGUCCUGCUCCCAGUCCUAUGCAACAAUACAUCAUUCUACUUCCAGCUACUUUUGAUGGAAACAACAGCAACGCUGGAUCCUCAGGUAAUUCGUCAGCUAAAAUUAGCACGGUCACAAACUCUUCUGUGUCACCUUCUUAUACUGGUUCUCAUUUGUUCUAGAAGAGGAACUUUCAACUAAAUGAUUCACCCAUCUCAAGACUUUGAACCAAUGGAGAAACACACACAUCAGGCAAAUCAAGUCAAAGCAACAAGAAUUGUACUGUAACAUAAACUGUCUCCUGUUUGUCUUUUUUCUUCAAUUUCUUAAAAUUCUAUUUAUCUACAGAACUUGCAUGUAUCCAAUGUAAUAAUAUUUUCAAAGAUGUUUUCCAAGUAAGAAUUAUGUUAAGACAGAAGCAUAGAUUGUUAAGCUACUAAUGUCUUGAAAUGCUGUACCUUGACUUUUUAAAAUAAUCUGAAGUAUAAUCCUAAUAAAAUAUAAUUGUUCAAUUAAGAAAGUAAAAUGAUUUUUGACAAUUAUGUACUUACUGGUCCAUGCUAGUCUUUAAUCCUAUUUUCAGUAACUACUAGCUUCCAGUUGGUAAAGAAAAGUCACCUAUCGAAGGCAAUUUUUACAACUAAGUUAGUUAUACCAUACUUAUCCAAGGAUUGCUUAUUUUGCACAUGAAUCUUUAGAUGUUCAAUUUGUUGGGAAGCAGUAGGUAGGAGAAGAGCAAGAUGAAUUAAAGUUAAUUGAAUAGAAAGAAAA